UUUCCAGGAGCUGUCAAUCCAUCCACCAAUUUCUUGACCCGGAUUCGCAUAACGACCCUUUCUUUUGUGCCGAUUCGGAUUGCGUGAUCUCCUGCAUCCGUGAUAAUCCUGGAGAAUGGGUGCUAACGACAGCACGGAGAGCCGAAAGCGCAGUCGUGCCACACCUGCGAAACCAGACCACAGUAUCCCAUCGAGCUUCAAGAAACGGAAGCUAGACGCCAACGGCAACCCGAUCGUCGCUUCUUCUCCGACAACACCCAAAACUACUCCAGGGGCCAAUUCGUCGGCUGUAAAGAAGUCCGCUCGCAGUAAAAUUACAUCCUCGCCCGUCUCAGCAUACGACGUGCCAGACUCCCCCGAAGACAACCCGCCACGUCGAAUCCGCAACGUUAGGAGCGUUGACCGACCGACUGCCAAGGUUCCGAUCCCGCCUCGCCGCAAUGUCGACGUUGACAUUUACGAUAUUCCCUGCUCCGACGACGAGUUGCAUUCGAGCCCGAAGGAGGUGAACUCGCAGAAAGCGAGCCCUACGAAGAAAAAAAGCAACGCCGCGGCCGACCACGCUAUAAAUGAGGUCAAUGGAGGGGAGACCAUCGAGGAGCCACAGCCCCGAAAGGGCAGGAGCAAUAGGGUGCUGGGAAAGGACGAGAAGUAUGCUUCGACGGAGGAGUCUUCCUCGCAGAUACGAUCGAGCGGACGCCGGAGAACUCUGACAGCGAAAGCCCUCGAGUAUGUGGAAAAGGUUGCGAGUCGCUCUGCAACUCCGACUUCUCACGCAAGAUCUUCUGCCGCUGUGGAUGAAGUUUCGAAGUCCAAGAAGGCGACGGGGAAGGUCAAUCGCAAUGUGUCUAUGCCUUUGAAAGGCAUUUUGACGCCGUCCAAGCGGGACGGUACGCCGAGAAGGAGCAAGAGCGUAGCAUUUGACUCUGCCAGUGCCUUGGCUCAAGAGGAGGUGUUUUUCGAGGAUCUUCCGACAAAAUCUGGGAGAAGCCGAAAACCAUCACAAAAGGUGGUUGAAGCAAAAGUAGCAGUGGCGAAGCCCGGGAAGUCACGAAAGGCGCCACCGAAGGUAAUCGACGAGGAGCCACAGGAGGAAGAAGAGGCGGAGUCAGAAGUUGAAGAACAGCAAGACGAGAAACCGGUAGCAGAAGCGUCAGAGCAGGAGGAAGAGGAAGACGAGGACGUUUGUUCGAUAUGCACGAAGCCCGAUUCCAAGCCGGGAAACAGAAUUCUAUUCUGUGAUGGCUGCGAUAAGGCGUUCCAUCAGAAAUGCUACAACGUGCCCAAGGUUCCCCGGGGAGACUGGUUCUGCAACGAAUGUGUUGGGCAGAAGCAGUCGCGAGCAGUGGCAGCAGACGAGGCGGUGAAGACUCCCAAUUUCGCACAACACCUGAGCAAUCUGCAAAGGGUGCUACUGGACCGGUGUACUGGUCGCCGACGAAUCAAGCUGAUCGACCAGGAUGACGCCUACGAAAAGGCGCAUCAGCUGGUUGAGCAGACGGUACUGGCUGGGGAGGGCAACUCCAUGCUCGUAAUAGGGGCAAGGGGAUGCGGCAAGACCACGCUCCUCGAGAGUAUAGUUGACGACCUGUCUUUACAACACAAGAAGGAAUUUCACGUUGUAAGACUAAACGGGUUUAUUCACACCGACGAUAAGCUGGCUCUCAAAGAGAUUUGGCGGCAGUUAGGCAAAGAGAUGGAGGCGGAGGACGAGGCCAAUGCUCGGUCAAAUUAUGCCGACACAAUGGCCUCGCUGCUUGCGCUGCUAUCUCACCCGUCGGAGAUGGCACGGGCGGAGGAGGGUGUGACCUCGCAAGCGGUCGUCUUCAUCAUUGAUGAGUUUGACAUGUUUGCAGCACAUCCCCGGCAAACGCUGCUCUACAAUCUGUUUGAUAUUGCACAGGCGCGUAAAGCCCCUAUCGCGGUGCUGGGUUGCACGACGCGGAUGGACGUAGUAGAAAGCCUGGAAAAGCGCGUGAAGAGUCGCUUCAGCCACCGCUAUGUCUACUUGUCCCUCCCAAAGAGCUUGCCGGCAUACUGGAAAAUAUGCAAGCAGGGUCUUUGCGUCGACGACGAGGACAUGGACGUCGAGGGCAUCGAUGUCAAUGUUGAUGGACACGAAGCUUUCCACGCAAAUUGGAAGGCUAUGAUUGAGGUUCUAUACAAAGAAAAGGCAUUCCAGAGCCUGCUGCAAUACCACUAUGCGACGACGAAAUCCGUCUCGGCGUUCCUAUCAGCGUGUAUCCUCCCCCUCUCCGCGCUUUCCUCUACAUCUCUAGACCUCGUCAUUCCACCAACACCAAGCGGUGCGCUUGUCUCCCUCACGCCACCAAACUCCAAACUUCACCUUUUGUCGUCGCUUUCUGAGCUGGACCUGGGUCUCCUCAUCGCGGCAGCGCGACUGGACAUUGUCGCGCACACAGACACGGUCAACUUUGCGAUGGCGUACGACGAGUACGGCUCGCUGAUGGGCCGGCAGCGCGUGCAGUCGGCCAGCUCCGGGUUGCUGGCCCUGGGCGGCGGCGUGCGGGUGUGGGGCCGGGGUGUGGCUGGUCUCUCAUGGGAGAGGCUCGUUGCCCUGGGGCUGCUGGUGCCAGCGGGUCUCGGGACGGGUCGGGCUUCGGGGUACGGCGGGCUAGAGGGGAAGAUGUGGAAAGUGGAUAUGGCGCUGGAGGAGAUUCCCGCGGGAUUGAAGUUGAAUAACGUGUUGGCGCGGUGGUGUAAGGAGAUUUGAGCGUGGGAAAUGGAGUCAUGCUUCGACGAAGACUGAUUGAGCCCCGUCUUGGAGGCAUAUGAUAUGACUGUGGCGUAUAGACUAAAGCGGUAGACCAGUAUCAGCCAUUACAUAUUCGCACCCCUAGGACCUGUAACAGUAGUUGGCGGCAAAGGAGCUGGCUGAUACUGAAAGUCGAGCGCCUCCUUGGCGAUCUCAUUUCCACAACUGGUUCCCAGGGCUUGGCGCCACAUGAGUAUCGCGCGGUCUAGGGAUUCGUAGGGCGUGGUUGGCAUAAAGUGGUCUGAUCGUCUAUCAAGUAACAAGUAAGGACGCCAGACGUGGCCAGGCGAAUAUCUUACCUUGGGGAGCGUGGGGAGGCAAGUAGGUAGGUAGGCACGUUGGGUAAAUUAAGUUGGACCAGAUAGUUGUUCUGAUGCGGCGCUAGGGAGGCGAUCCGGCCCGGUGUCUAGGCUGCUUUUGUCAAGGUCGGGGGGUUGUUGGGUGUUUGUUUGGAAUCAUGGAUAUGCAGUCUGCUUAUGGAUAUACGAUGUAGGUGUGAGGAGAGGGGAAUACGAGGACGGCGGGCAGUAUUUCUAUCUCCCUAACAGACCUUAAUCUUGC
Molecule: messenger RNA, 3337 nt
Organism: Colletotrichum scovillei
Lineage: Eukaryota; Fungi; Ascomycota; Sordariomycetes; Glomerellales; Glomerellaceae
Product: inner centromere protein
Exons: 4
Coding region: 116-2734 (872 amino acids)
Biological process (GO): DNA replication; DNA replication initiation
Cellular component (GO): nucleus; nuclear origin of replication recognition complex
Molecular function (GO): DNA replication origin binding; ATP hydrolysis activity
Source: RefSeq, a predicted model, not a curated record